Messenger RNA from Symbiodinium natans, 561 nucleotides. NCBI's taxonomy places the organism in Eukaryota, Dinophyceae, Suessiales, Symbiodiniaceae. The record is from the annotation of a GenBank genome assembly.
AUGGCCGCUUAUGGCACUGCCCUUAGCCUGGCAGCUAUCUUCAAAGCACAGCUGUGCACAGAGGACGAUGGUUGCCGCAAAGCCUUCUUUACGGAGCCGAAGAAUCUUGCUUGGAACAUCAUGGAUGUCAUCAUCGUCACUAGCGCUUUCGUAGAAAUCGUUGUGCAGGAUUCGCCUCCUGGUGUGUCUACCCUGACGAACAUGCGCGUGCUGCGGAUCAUCAGAAUAACCAGACUGGUCCGGCUGACCCGCAUCGCUCGCAUCACGCGCUUCAUCAAGGCGCUAAGAACAUUGGUGACCUCCAUUGUCUUCACGCUCAAGUCGCUGGUUUGGGCACUGGUUCUUCUGUCUUUAAUCAUCUAUGGGCUGCUCGGACUGCCUCACUUGAAGUUUGGAAUUGUCUUCACGCAAGCAGCGACUCUGUACCUCCUGGAUCACGGUGGCUUGGUGCUGACUGCUUUGUGCGAAGCCAUAGACGAGUACUGGCAUGAUCUCCCCGCCUCGAUGCUUACGUUGUUCAUGCUCUGCGGCAGCAAGAAACGGGUAGAGGGGGGCGUAUAG